Molecule: messenger RNA, 3012 nt
Organism: Mustela lutreola (European mink)
Lineage: Eukaryota; Metazoa; Chordata; Mammalia; Carnivora; Mustelidae
Gene: ANKUB1
Product: ankyrin repeat and ubiquitin domain containing 1
Exons: 6
Coding region: 320-1954 (544 amino acids)
Molecular function (GO): protein binding
Source: RefSeq, a predicted model, not a curated record
GCCCCAACCAUUGUCAAGUUUGCUAGCUUCUGUACUUUUGUACUAUAGGAACAAGGGGCUGUUGCCUGCCAUUGGCAAGGAAAACAUUUCCGCCAAUACAGCUGCUGUCUGUGUUGCCCAGUACUCAGAUAGCAGGACUUGUCUCUUCACAUUCUCUCAGCUCAACUUUCAAGCUAGAAGGAAACAGCUGCCUCUGGCCAUCAUCUUUGUCCAUAAUUGCAAAAUAGAAUUUGUCCAGCUACCCAAUUCUUUGAGAAAAGUUGUAGGAUUGGGGUUUUUUGUUUGUUUGCUUGCUUGCUUUGUUUUGUUUCUUGAGAGAAUGAGAAUUUUCAUAGCCUUUGAGGGAUCUUUUGAACCAUUUGAUGUUGCAACAGAUGAAACUGUGGAAGCUGUCAAGCUGAUGAUAAAGGAUUAUUUCCACAUUCCUCUCUCUGAAGAUGAACAAGGAAGGUGGUAUCUGGAGCUAAUAUAUGCUGGAGCAGCCCUAAAGGACAGCUGGAGUCUUGCUGAUGUUGGAAUAUCUUUUGGUUCAACUCUCAAAUGCUUUGUUAAGGAAGAAGACAAGCCAACUCUCUAUGUGUUUAAUGCUGUGACCCAAGAGACAAUGCCAAUGAUGGAGAACAUUUCCCUUCUUGUUCAAAAAGUGUCUGAUCUGAGAACCCUGGUAGCUUUGAGAUGUGGCUUCCCUGUGAGUGUCUUCUGUCUCCGGACCCCAGAAGGACUGGAGAUGUAUGACUGCAACACACUGAGGGACUACCAGAUAGACAUCGGCACAACACUUCGUUUGGAUGUCUGGGAUGGAUGGAAGGAAUUUCUGAUGGGUUGUCUUCUGGGACAAAAACUUAAAGUGCAACGCUAUUUAUCGAAUGAAGGACCAGUACUCAAGUAUCAGAAAAAGGUAGCCCUGUACAUCGCCGCCUUUUACGGGUACAUUGAGCUCACUGAAUGGGCCCUGAAGCAGGGUGUGCGGCCCGAAGAGGCUGUGGGUGUUCACCCCUGUCGAGCAUGGUGCCAUGAAGCCCUUCAUGCAGAUGUCUCUAAAUGCCCCAUUCAUGCAGCUGCAGAAAUGGGCCAACUGUUGAUUCUGAAGGCCUUUGUCCACUGCAGCGUGCUGUGCCUGGAAUGCAAAAAUGCAGCAGGACAAAUUCCCCUGACCAUCGCCUUUAAACACAAGCAUAAAGACUGUGUAUUGUAUUUAUUGAGUAAAAUGUGGUCCACGGUUUCUUUUCCGAAAAUUUCAGUCCCCAUGAGGAUUUAUAUUAAAAUAAAACAAUGGGUCCUCAGAGCCCAGAGUCACAACCUUAAUAAAAGCCAGCUUUGCAGAGCAAGGGUCUCUGGGGCAAAAGUCGGAGACACGGUGAUGGUGGAUGGUUUCAGCACGCCAAAAAUGACCUCCAAGAGCUGGUACAAGGCUAGGUGCGAGGAUUCACAAAGCACCGUGGCCAAGCUACCGCCUCUCAGGGAAGAAAUUGUAAGCCGAAAACCUGUCAAUCCUUUGGCAAUUUCACAGCACGACACAAAACAACAAACCUUGAAAUUGCCUCCGCUGGUAGAUGCAAGUACAUUCUCUGAAUUACAACGACAUCAACAACACCAUCAGAAAAAAAUUACUGCCACAGCUAGGAAAAAAGAAAAGCUCAUAAAAAAUACGUAUCUCCCUCAAGUCCCCCUCCCCCCAGUUUCCAGAGUGGGCUACUCACACCCAUCUUUUUACUAUGCAACACCCAAAGCGGACUUUUUACUCAAAUCCUCGUUGGUGUGUUUCUCGGAGCACAGUGGUAAGACUCCAAGGGAGAAUGCCAUUUACUGCUUAGCGGUGGCCAGUGCCUUUAAAGAGAAACGAUGGCUUCAGCAGUUAGGAAUAGCAAGAGUUCUAGCCAAAAAGAGCAUUUCUAACUUGACUAUACAAGGAGGCCUAACAGCAUGUGAAACUCCUCCAGAAAUUGUACUUUGAAAAGUCAUGACAACUCCAGUUUGGGCAAAGACCUGAUCCAACAGAAACUUCAGUUCUCAUAUUAACAUUUCAAGUAACUAAUGCUAUAAUUUCUAAUAACGGUCCUAAUGCUAUACAACCAUCGACAGGAUAUUUAGUGUUGAACAUCAUGUUUUCUUGAACUCCAUCACUGUAAGUGAACAUUUCAGGCAUGUGUUUUUUUACACAGUUCAUUGAAGAAUUCUUAAGAAACGGAGAGGAGUAGCUGCCUACAGUGGUCUUUCCUACAGGGUAGGAAAACUGGAAGAAUGGGAAACAGGAUGGGCGGAGGGUGAGAAUUUUCACUGUUGCUUUCUGUGUUUUCGUUUUUCUGGGGUUAUUUUUAAUGCUUUUUGUUUUUUAAACCAUAUGAAAGUAGUACAUAGUAAAAAUAAAUCAAUUUUAAUACUCUCUAUAGGGAAAGUCCCUAGGGGAGUUACAAAUACUGUUUAGGUCAAGUACUUGGUCUCGGACAUCUUUUGAACUUCUGCUAAAAUAUCAUUAUUAAUUUUUUAAAUUGAUACAUACAGUGAAUUGCACAAAUCUUAAGUGUAAGAUUCAACGGUUCUGACAAAUAUAUACAUCAGUAUAACCAGCACUCCAAUCAAGAUGUAAAUAUUUCCAUUUCCCCAGAAAGUCCCUUCAAACCCCCAUAACUAAGUCCAUCCCAGUCCUCCACAGACACCCACUACUCUGAUUUCUGUUUUUUUUUAACAGUGAACUUUACUUUUAAUUCUUUCUGUUGUACAUUUGCUUUCUUAUUUGUUUUUUUUUUCCCUUUUCUUUCUUUCUUUUUUACAGUUUCUACUUCUCUGAUUAAAUUUUUCAUCGUCACCUAAUAUUUUGGACAUAUUAUUCGUAGUUAUUUUGGGUUCAGUUCAGUCCUAAUAACUCCAAUAUCUGUACUUCAUUCAGAUCUUUUUUAGACUGUUUUUUAUUAUCUAGCAUAUUCCAUUGUAUGGAAUUUAUCUGUUCAACUGUAUAUAUAUUUGGGUUGCCUCCAGUUUGUGUUAUUAUGAAUAAAACUGCUAUGAACAUUA